AUUAUUUUAACACAAAAUCUAUUUUUUAUUAAAAAAAGUAAUACUCUUAUGGAAAAUUUAAUUGGUUAAAGUUCUUUAUUUUGCAAAAGUGAAUCUAGCUUCCCAAUUAAAUAUUAUCUUCACUUUUUUGUUUCUUAUUUCAAUUUUUGAUAUUGUUAAGGAAGGCUUUAACCCAUUUUGAAAUGAUAUCAUAAGGUUUCUUGGUCUUAAGGUCUUGAAUAAUGUUGUGGUACGUUCAGGAAAGGAAACGACAACUAAAGUCCGAUUUAAAGAAACUGGAGACUGAAAAAGGGAGAUUAAAGGAUCAGAUUAUUGAAUCCCUACAAGUAGAUAAUGUAUUGGUGAAUCGACUGUCUGAAACUCAAUCAAAAGAACUGGGCGAACUUAGAAGCAAAUUGGAAAAUUUAGAAAAAGAAUUUGCCUCAACGAGAACUUGUGGCAAUAGCCAGAGCAUAGCUAGAAGCGGUACCAGCUUGAUCGAUUUUGAGCAAUAUUGUCCCAAUGGGGAUACAGAAGGUUCUAUGCAGAGCAGUCAAGCAACGAUGCUUCCCCCAUCCUCGGCCUUCCCCAGUGAUGCAACCAGUCCAGCAAUAGGGUCGCUCUCAACCCAGUCAUUGCGCACUUUUGGAGAGGGAAAAGCUAGAGGUCGUGUUGAAAUUAAAGAUUGCGAGGGAGAUCUUUGUUCUUGUAAUGAACUGAAGAAAUGUCCAUGGAGCAUGGAGGAAGAUGUAAAACUAAUAUCCUAUAUCUCGAGCUCUGGCCCUGGGAGCUGGAGAGAACUGCCAAAAUUUGCAGGCCUAUCAAGAUGUGAGAAAUGCUGCAGGAUACGAUGGAUGAACCAUAUAAUUAAAAUAUGCAAACCAUAGUGAAGAAAAAGAUGCAUUGAUCUUGAAAUUACAAGAAAUAUUAGGAAACAGGGUGGCCGUUAUUGCAUCAAGAUUACCUGGAACGACAGAUAAAUGAAAUUAAGAACCACUG
This is a messenger RNA of Rubroshorea leprosula, 978 nucleotides long. Lineage: Eukaryota; Viridiplantae; Streptophyta; Magnoliopsida; Malvales; Dipterocarpaceae. The record is from the annotation of a GenBank genome assembly.